Salmo salar (Atlantic salmon) is the source of this 3268-nucleotide messenger RNA. Lineage: Eukaryota; Metazoa; Chordata; Actinopteri; Salmoniformes; Salmonidae. The record is from RefSeq and is a predicted model, not a curated record.
AGUUGAUCCGUUAAAACAAAUCUGAGUCAGUCGGAAUGAUCAUAUUAUAGACAAAAGGUAUUAGAAAAACAGCAGAAAUACUGAGAACGUCAUGGGAUAUUAUUACAUGAUGUGUUAUUCAGUGACAGUGACUUACGGAGGCAGAUCUGGUUUACACAUUUUAUAUAGUUAUUUCUCUGUUGACCAGUACUUAACGCCACAGUGACUGGCACAUUUUAGCUUCUUAUUAUCGGCAUUCUUAACUUCCUGCUAUGGUUAAUGUAACGUUUCAUUUCAUGAUUUCAUGACUUCUGUUUCACCACCAUCAAAAUAAAUAUCUCUAUGAGCGUCUGUGCUUUCCCAGCACACCAUGGCAUUACUUCACAUCCUGUUCAAACACACACUGUUGGCAUAUCGUUUGGUAGGAAUAUACUGACUAUUCAACUCACAACUCUCUAAUGAGGUUUCCCAAUAAGACGCUCUGAUUUUGUUGGAAAAGUGCAGCUUAUACAGGAUUUCAGGACAUCAUGGACAUGACACCCAUCCCCAGCUCUGGUAAUAGUAACCUGAAUGAAGCCAACAGUUGUGGAGUGGACCUCAGCCAAGAUGCCAUCUACCUUCCUGUAAUCUACAGUAUCUUCUUCAUCAUUGGCACUCCCCUCAAUUUGAUGGCCCUGUUCGGGCUCUAUCGUCUGAUCAAGUCUGAAAACGUCUUACCGGUGUACGUGAUCAACCUGCUCCUUUCGGAUCUCCUCCAACUGUUCACUGUACCUCUAUGGAUUGACUACUAUCGCAAGGGUCACAGCUGGCGAUUCGGGUCCACUUCCUGCCAGUUAUUGGGGGCCAGUUUCUACGUCAGCAUUUACACCGGCAUUGCCUUCAUGUGCAUCAUUGCUUUGGAGCGCUACUUGGCCAUCGCCAAGCCUCUGAGAUUCCAAGCAUUGAGAAAGCUGAAGUUUGCACGAUGGAUAGCCCUUAGCAUAUGGGUCGUGGUAGCCGUGCCUCCAUCCAUCGCCUUGCAUAAAAUGCAACCCAACGACAAUCACACCCUGUGCAUCGAGAGCUACCCUUCCAAGGAGGGGUUCAUCAUCUACCGAUUGAUCACCUUAUCCCUGUCCUUCAUCAUCCCUCUCGCCUUCAUCGUGUUCCUCCACUGGAAGACCCUGAGGUCUUUGUCGGCCAUUGGUACCUUGGGAACGGAAGAGAAGCACCGCAUCAGGGGGCUUCUCACUCUGCUGGUGGUCAUCUUCAUCCUGGUCCUCGGCCCCUACCACAUCACAGGAUGCGUGAAGUACAUUGGAUUGCUUCUCCACAGGGACGCCUGUGAGUGGGAGAAGGCAGUGUUUUUGCCCUACCAGCUGGGCAGGGGUCUGCUGAGCCUCAACAGUCUGCUGGAUCCUAUACUUUAUACGUUCCUGAGGAGUGACUUCAGGGCGGCUGUGGGCCAUUACCUGCCCUGCCUGAGGAGGAUGCAGGAGUCUGUAUGCAAGACUGUGAGUCAUCAGAGGACCACCACUAAGACCCCUAGUAGUCUUUCAGAUCACACUGAUUCUAUCUAAACCCAAACCAGACAUUUGUAACAUACCUGUACAUGAUGUACUGUGCCUAGCUAGUAACCAGCCUUCGAAGAACCAUCACCAGGACCACUAUUAUCCUUGAAGACCCCACAGAGAGACCCUGAUUCAACCUGUGAUAACCAUUAAUACUGAACAUUAUUCAUAAAUGCUGCAGAACAAAGGUUAUACUGUGGGAAAGGAAAAUCUCUAAGAUACACAUAUAUUUCGUAUUAUUUUUUUUUUACAAAACUGUUUGUUGCUCUAAACAGUGCCAGUGGGUUUUGGAAAGUACAUUCUUGAUUGAGACAGAUGUGGUUUGCCUCAUAUUGCCACAGCCAGGAAGUUGCCAGAUUGGGAUUUCAUGUGGCAGGCAGUUGGUCUCGCAGAAGGACUGGUGUCAUCAUAAUAAAUUCAUAUUUCCUCUUUCAAGCACCAAAAAUUACACAAAAAGGAACUUGCCUAUAAAUACAUCUUGUUCCAAAUCAAUUGAAACUUGUUUUACAAACUUGUUUUACAACAUUGUUUAAACAAAUUUACAAACUAGACAUGAAACCUAUAAGAUAAACUGCUGAGGGACUGAAGAUAGUUUUAAUCCCUGGUUGUCCACAAUAGUGUAUAUUUGACACUGGGGAGAAAUAUAAUGUAGUACUUUGAUGAUUUAGAGUUGCCUCUGGCAACUGAAAGGGAUGGUUCCACCAGACUGUUCUACCUAUUUAUAAAUAGCAUCGUACCCAACUGAAAGGGAUGGUUCCACCAGACUGUUCUACCUAUUUAUAAAUAGCAUCGUACCCAACUGAAAGGGAUGGUUCAACCAGACUGUUCUACCUAUUUAUAAAUAGCAUCGUACCCAACUGAAAGGGAUGGUUCAACCAGACUGUUCUACCUAUUUAUAAAUAGCAUCGUACCCAACUGAAAGGGAUGGUUCAACCAGACUGUUCUACCUAUUUAUAAAUAGCAUCGUACCCAACUGAAAGGGAUGGUUCAACCAGACUGUUCUACCUAUUUAUAAAUAGCAUCGUACCCAACUGAGGACCACAUGUACACAAGAAUUGGACGUGGUUUUGUAAUGUGGGGCAAUGUGUAAUAUUGUAUUUCUGUCAGCAUUGCAAUGCUAAAUGUAAAUCAAUCUAUAUCAUAAACCUAUGUACCAUUUCAUUUAAAACAUUUCAUUUAAAACAUAACUGUACAUAUCAUGACACCUUUCAGAUUCAGUUGAAUAAAAGAGUUUCAUGUUUGCAUAAAAGUGAUAUAGAUUAUAUCCCAUAUGUUACUAUAGCCUAUAGGGGGGCAAAACUAAUGAAAUCUAUAGUGAGUUCCUAAUGUUUCCAUCUGUGCUGCAACACUGAAGGUGCUAAAGAUGAUGCCGUUGACAUAGUACCACGUAGCACUUGACAAUAUGUGCAUUGUAUGUCCAAUUUAUCUGCCCACAGAGACUAAUUGUAUGUCCAAUUUAUCUGCCCACAGAGACUAAUUGCAUAAUUCUAGCUUGAUGGUUGAGGCAGUCAUUCCACACUGCACUAAAUUGAAAGGAGAGGGACUCCUGUAAAAUUGCUCUUGAUUCAUAGAACCGCCAAAUCAAUAAAAGUGUAUUUUAUCUAAUUACAUAUUAUAGCGAAGACAUAUAUAUAUUUUUUUAUCAACGCCUUGUCUCUGUGAAUGAGCCAAGCAUUAUUGCACUGAUUCAGAUUGAUACCAGUUAAUUGUACAAUGCAUUAAAGAGCGCUUUAAUUAUA